AUUUUUUUUUUAUAUAUUUUUUUUCAUCUACCAUUCUUGCAAGUUGCAACACUCAGUUGUUAGUUUUUUUAGACAGAAAACAAUUGAACAUUGCAUCACAUAGAAACACAUAAGUUAAGUACAUAGAGAAUCUACUGGAACUUCUGGUUCGUUUUUCCGCUCCAAAUUUUCCGUUAAUUAAUACCAUUAUAUUUCAUAAGCAUUUUUCUAUUUUUUCAUUUUUUUUUUUCUGUUUUUCCUUCGAGGAAAACCAGGGCAAGGUGGUGUUUCUCUCUUGGAGGAGGUUUUUACUUUAAUGCCAGAAUCUGAAACAACAACAACAAACGACGUUUGUUGUAAUAAUAAUACGUGUGUCUGUUUCUGAUUUUGUGGUGUUACCGUAAACCCCCAUCCCCUACCAAUCCGACGUUUAUCCAUUGCCCAUACCUGAAUCAAAACCCAACCUUUGCCAAAACGCAACACCGAAAAUAUUAUUUUUAUAAACAAAAAAAAUAAAAAAUUAAAGUGGCUUUAAGCUUUGGAUAUCGAUCAUCGACCACCCAAAUUGAACCCCUUUAAUCCAUUUUCAUCACAAGGUCAAGAACAACAAUCUAGUACUUUUCUAGGUUGCAUCGAGGCCCUUGUGUUUUGCAUUGAUCAGUGACAAUUGGCAUUAAAAAAAUCGAUUUUGAUUGGUUGGUGUUGGUGAUUGGUGAAUUUGGUUUUCCCUCGAUCUAUUGAUCUGGGGUUGUGGUUUUUGGGUUUUGAUUAUGAGAAUGAAUAAAGGGUCACUUGAUUACUGGAGGAAUUACUUUGGAGCUGCGAACUCUGAUAUAUUUGGCAUCAUUGACCAUGCGAUCAUGGUGGCUGCUUCUGAUUGCCCCAAGGAGUUCAGGUUGAGGAGGGAUGGGAUUGCAGAGAGGUUGUUUUCUUGCAGAUUGAGUCGAUGUUUGGGAUGUGAGAGGGUGGAAUUGGCUGUGCCAGUGGAUGAUGAUGAUGAUGGUGGUGGUGAAGGUUGCAAGAGUGGCUUUGAUGGGGAUGGUGACGAGUUCAAGUUUGAAGCGGGUGCAAGUAAAGAGAGCAAGGUCAAUAGUGCCAGAGAUUAUCCUGGAGAGAUGAACACGAACCAAGUUAGCAAUUACAGCUAUGGGGAAGCUGAGGCAUUGACUGAUGAGAUUGAAAAAGAGUCUCAAUACGUUGAGGAGGUGUUCAGAAUCAAGGAUAUUUUCCUUAACUACGAAGAAGAGUCUGAUUCAGUGUUGUUUGAUUCAUUGAGGAGGCUUCAGCUGAUGGAACUCACAGUGGAUCUUCUGAAGGCAACUGAAAUUGGAAAGGCUGUCAAUCCUCUUCGAAAGCAUGGAUCAAGAGACAUUUGUCAACUUGCACGGACUCUUAUUGAUGGCUGGAAACAAAUGGUGGAUGAGUGGGUCAAGGAUACCACAGCUAUUGCAGGUUCAGAAGGUACUCCAGAUUCAGUAAAUCCAUCUGUUGUUGAUGAUGAAGAAGGGCUUCCAUCACCUCCUAUGGAUGAAGGGGCUUUAUUUGCAGCUCCAACUGGUUCGAUGGAACUCUCACAGUUCUUUGAUGGCAUGGAUGAUGAUGGAAAUCCUCAACACAGUGGGGAAUUCAUCAAGAACCAUGAACAUGGAAGAAGACCAUCUCUGAACAGUCAAAAUACAGCAAAGAGGAAACCUCAGGCAUCAAAUGAGGCAAACAUCAUUGCCAAGGACAGUAAGGGUCAGCAAGCAAAGAAAAACGAGGCUGCUGUGAGACCAAAUAAAUCAGUAAUCGCUGAUUCUGGCCCUAGCAGACCACCUAAAUCAACCAUGCAGAAGAAAGGCAACAUUGAACCAAAGAUGCAACAAAAUAUCGUGAAGAGUGCUAUCCCAAGAAAUCCUCACAUUCAUCAGCUAGAUAAACCCAAGUGUUCAGACGAUGCUGCUGUGCACGUAAAGUUAGAAGCCACUAAGAGAAAACUUCAGGAGCGUUAUCAACAAGCUGAAAAGGCUAAGAGGCAGCGGACGGUACAGGUUAUGGAGUUGCAUGACCUCCCAAAGCAAGGGAUUGGCCAUCGAAAUCCACAUGUGAAACCCGGAAAUCACAAGAGGCAAUGGGGUCAUGGACGAAGAUAGAACUGUUAAUUGUGAAUUUGGCUGCAUUUUCAAGCUUCCAAAAUCUGGGCAAGAACUCCCUUUGCUAGCCAUUAUUGAAGCUUCUUCCUCUUUCCAUACAAAAGCAACAAUUCAGUUCACCAUUCUUACCUGUAUUGAACUGUUCUGAUUGAGAGGGAAGUAAACUCUGAGUCACAGUUUAUUUCCUAAGUUAAAAAGUUGAAUAUAUAUAGAAAUUUUGUUGAUCCAAAGACUGGAUUUGGAAGAGGGUCCUUUAGCACUUAAGUGUUGAUGUGGUUCUAAACUGGCUGUCUGUUGAAAUGUCCAUUAGUUCCAUUCUCAUGAUUGAUCAUUUAAUUUUGGACAAUUUUCUUUUCACAUAGAACUUCCAUUAAGGUCUCAACAUUUCGUCUCCCUUGUCCCGAACUCAAGAGGUCUCGGGUAUAUGUAAGGGAGUUGAAGUAAACCGGAUAAGCCUAUUUGAGAAUAAGCAAUAGCAUUUAAUUAUCAUUUCUUUUUAA
This is a messenger RNA of Glycine soja, 2611 nucleotides long. RefSeq names its product probable mediator of RNA polymerase II transcription subunit 26b. Lineage: Eukaryota; Viridiplantae; Streptophyta; Magnoliopsida; Fabales; Fabaceae. The transcript has 9 exons. The coding region runs from base 750 to 2111 and encodes 453 amino acids. The record is from RefSeq and is a predicted model, not a curated record. Gene Ontology annotation, cellular component: nucleus.